AUGGCCGAGGCCGAGCGAAAAGACAGAAUUAUAUUUGCGACCAAGGAGGACCAUGAGACACCAAGCAGUGCUGAGCUGGUUGCAGAUGACCCGGAUGACCCUUAUGAAGAGCAAGGAUUGAUAUUGCCCAAUGGAGAUAUCAAUUGGAAUUGCCCGUGUCUGGGUGGAAUGGCUAGUGGUCCCUGUGGGGAACAGUUCAAGUCAGCCUUUUCUUGUUUCCACUAUAGCACAGAAGAAAUAAAGGGAUCAGACUGUGUGGACCAAUUCCGUGCCAUGCAGGAAUGCAUGCAAAAAUACCCAGAUCUUUACCCUCAAGAGGAUGAAAAUGAAGAAAAAGAGAAGUCAAGCAAAGAUUUGGAAGCUACUCCUAUGGAGGCUUCUGCUGCCAAAGAGGAGAAGGGAUCUAGCUAAUGAAGAUGCAAGGAGGCUGUUGUCUCCAUUUCUCAUUUUCAGAGACAUGGACUUUUGCAGUAUGUCUGUCUUCUAAGUUGUCAAGAAAUGUUUCACCAUUGUUCUAUACACUGUAUCAUACUAAAUAAUUUAUUGCCGAAGGACAAAUCUCAGUGCUACAGCCUUGCAAAUAAAUACUGCAAAAAGAAUGAGUAUGUGUAUGUAUUGUGUAACCUGCUAUCAGACACAGUUAAUACUUUAACACCUGUUUUUACCCUCAAGUUCUCUUUGAGUUUUGACUUGAAUAAUGGGUAUGAAUAUAUAUAGCUUUCAACAAAAAAUUCCACUAGCACACCAGGUCUGUCUUCAUUUCAGUAUGUUCUGAUCAAUAGCUGCUCUCUUUUAAUGUAUUCUGUUCUUUUAAUAGAAAUUGCGUUAAAUGAUUGUUUUUCCUUAAAGAUUUUUUUUUUCAAGAAUGAUACAGGACUUUGAAAAUGGCCUAAAUCUAGAAUUUGUAAUAUAAUUUCAAAUGUUCUUAUUAGAUUAUGGUUGCAUUUUACUACCAGCAUCAGGUAAGGACUUCCAGAAAAACAUUGACGUGUGCAUCUGCUUUGAUUUAAUUUACUUACUGUGAUGGCUUUUGCAUUUUUAAAAAUGGUGUGUUGUACAACCAAUGAUAAAGAUGGGUGGAAAGAAUGUUUGUCACUGGCUUUAUUUUUGCUCUGAAACCACAGGUUUUGGAU
Molecule: messenger RNA, 1133 nt
Organism: Charadrius vociferus (killdeer)
Lineage: Eukaryota; Metazoa; Chordata; Aves; Charadriiformes; Charadriidae
Gene: CHCHD4
Product: coiled-coil-helix-coiled-coil-helix domain containing 4
Exons: 3
Coding region: 1-411 (136 amino acids)
Biological process (GO): protein import into mitochondrial intermembrane space
Cellular component (GO): mitochondrial intermembrane space
Molecular function (GO): protein-disulfide reductase activity
Source: RefSeq, a predicted model, not a curated record